Branchiostoma floridae (Florida lancelet) is the source of this 538-nucleotide messenger RNA. RefSeq lists its product as uncharacterized. NCBI's taxonomy places the organism in Eukaryota, Metazoa, Chordata, Leptocardii, Amphioxiformes, Branchiostomatidae. The coding region runs from base 26 to 538 and encodes 170 amino acids. The record is from RefSeq and is a predicted model, not a curated record. The transcript is spliced from 6 exons.
UGCGUUAAUUAUCGUGACCCUGACAAUGAGUGCUGCUUGCCGCAUGUUGACAACUCCUCCGUUAUGUUGGACCCAUCUCCUGGCCUGUACCAGUGGAGCCGGAGUGUUUGCUGUGGUGUUCUUCUGUUCCGGACGGCUGUUCUCAUGGGUGUCACCGGGGUACCGCACUUUGGGCACGAACAAGCAGACUGAUGUCAGAUAUAAUGCAGCGGUCGGUGUAUCCUCGGCAAUAGUCGGCAUGCUCGCCUGUUACGUCAGUUUCUUUGGGAACCUGUCUUUGGACAUGGUCAGCAAGGACAUACCCGUAGUGCGACAUACGUCUGCCUUCAACCUGGGUUAUCUUUUUGCAGACCUUGUAAUCAGCGUUAGUGUUCCAGUGACUGGGCCUAGAACAGCCAUGACUUUUAUGGGAGUUUCUCAUCACGCCAUUACGGUGUUGGGAGAGCUGAUGUCACUUGUGUACGGCAUUGACCCGUAUCCGGUGGUGUUUCAUCACAGGAUGGAUCUAACAGCAAUGCCUCUCAGGUUACGUUUGUAA